GCGAUCAUGCCUCUCGCAAAGGACCUCCUUCAACCCUCUCCCGAAGAGGAGAAGAGAAAACACAAGAAGCACCUGGUGCAGAGCCCCAAUUCCUACUUCAUGGACGUCAAAUGCCCAGGCUGCUAUAAAAUCUCCACGGUCUUCAGCCAUGCACAAACCGUCGUUUUGUGUGUUGGCUGCUCUACAGUCCUCUGUCAGCCUCCAGGAGGAAAAGCCAGGCUCACAGAAGGAUGCUCCCUCAGACGGAAGCAGCACUAA
This is a messenger RNA of Echinops telfairi (small Madagascar hedgehog), 258 nucleotides long. Its product is annotated as 40S ribosomal protein S27-like. The coding region runs from base 7 to 258 and encodes 83 amino acids. Gene Ontology annotation, molecular function: structural constituent of ribosome; RNA binding. The transcript has a single exon. Gene Ontology annotation, biological process: ribosomal small subunit assembly; translation. The record is from RefSeq and is a predicted model, not a curated record. NCBI's taxonomy places the organism in Eukaryota, Metazoa, Chordata, Mammalia, Afrosoricida, Tenrecidae. Gene Ontology annotation, cellular component: ribosome; cytosolic small ribosomal subunit.